Messenger RNA from Chrysoperla carnea, 1697 nucleotides. RefSeq names its product UDP-glycosyltransferase UGT4-like. Gene Ontology annotation, molecular function: UDP-glycosyltransferase activity. The record is from RefSeq and is a predicted model, not a curated record. Lineage: Eukaryota; Metazoa; Arthropoda; Insecta; Neuroptera; Chrysopidae. The transcript has 3 exons. The coding region runs from base 16 to 1578 and encodes 520 amino acids.
GAAAAUUUAUUCAAAAUGUUUUUUAACAUAAAAGUAUUGUUAGCUUUAUUGUUGUGUUUUGUGCAAAUAUGUUUUAGUGCGAGAAUAUUAAUUUUGUGUCCGGCACCAUCGUUAAGUCAUCAUUUAUUUUAUCGACCCAUCAUUAAAGAACUGUCGAAACGUGGACAUGAAGUCGUUUCAAUUACUUCAGAUCCUAUAAAUGAUAAAACUUUAAAAACCUUAACUGAGAUUGAUAUUCAUAAUGAAACCUACGGUGCUUUUGACGUUUCUAAGUUUUUAGAAGAUGGAAAAAAACGUAAACCUGGUCCUGUUAAUACAAUACGAAAUUUUUUACCAAAUUUCAUCGAACUAUCUGACAAUGUUUUAAAUUCUCCGAAAGUAAAAGAGCUUAUUGUAAACCCGAAAGAACAUUUCGAUGUAUUCAUAAAUGAAAUGUUCAUGUUUAAUGCACAUUUCCUGGCAUUUAAAGAACAUUUCAACUGUCCUGUAAUUGCUCUUACGUCAAUAGAUCAAACUUUGAAUGGGCAGUAUGCAAUUGGAAUGCCCCCUCAUCCUAACUAUUAUGCAGGUGUCAAUGUAAUAGGCGGUCCAAAUUUGAAUAUUUGGGAAAGACUGCAUCUUUUAUGGCAUCAUAUUGACUUUAACAUGUAUUAUUUCUGGGACUUUCUUCCGCUGGCGAAUAAAUUAAUGGCAAAACAUUUUAAUAUAAAGACAAAAGAUGCUUGGGAAUUAGAAAAAUCUAUGGACUUAAUAUUAACAAAUUCAAAUCCAGUGUUUAAUAUUCCCAGGCCAAUCGUUCCAAAUUUUAUUCAAAUAGGUGGUGUAUAUGAUCGAGAACGAAAGCCACUUCCACAGGAUCUAAAAGAAUACUUGGAUAGUUCUAAAAAUGGUGUUAUAUAUAUUAGUUUAGGUUCCAAUCUUAAAAGUGCCAAUUUACCAAGCAAUGUCAGGGAAAAUAUGUUAAAUGCUUUCAAACUACUACCUUACAACAUUAUAUGGAAAUGGGAAACCGAAUCUUUACCUGGAAAACCCAAAAAUGUGUUACUAAAAAAAUGGUUACCCCAACCAGAUCUUUUAAAUCAUCCAAAUUUGAAAGCGUUUGUAACUCACGGAGGUCUACAUUCAUUGGAAGAAGCUAUCAACAGUAAAGUUCCCAUUAUAGGAAUUCCAUUCGGCGCAGAUCAAGAAUUUAAUAUUCAUAGGGCACAAGAUCUUGGAAUUGGAAAAGAACUACACUUAGAGUGUUUAACAACUGACUUAUUGGUUAAAACUCUAACGGAAGUUAUUACAAAUCCAAAUUAUAAAAAGAAUAUAACAAAAUUAUCGGAAAUAUAUGGAGAUCAAAUAACCAAACCACUGGAUCGUGCUAUUUGGUGGAUUGAAUACGUAAUUAGACAUAAAGGUGCUCAACAUUUACGGUCUCCGGCAGCUGAUUUAUCGUGGUAUAAGUUUUAUUUAUUGGAUAUACUUGGAUUUAUUGCCGGAAUUGUUAUUCUAUCAAUUACAGUAUUGAUUUUUGUAGUUAAAUUUAUAUUAAGAAUAGCAUCUUUAAAAAAAUUAAAAGAUAAAACAGAAUGAAGUCAUUAAUAGUGACAUUGUAUUAUAUCAAAAGUGUUAUGUGUGCCGUGAAGUAUUUAGUGAGGAAAUUAUCAGUUUGAUAAGCAACUUGUACUAGUCAUAUCUUUAACCUUGGAGUU